This is a messenger RNA of Aedes albopictus (Asian tiger mosquito), 3622 nucleotides long. Its product is annotated as luc7-like protein 3. Gene Ontology annotation, biological process: mRNA splice site recognition. The transcript is spliced from 2 exons. NCBI's taxonomy places the organism in Eukaryota, Metazoa, Arthropoda, Insecta, Diptera, Culicidae. Gene Ontology annotation, cellular component: U2-type prespliceosome; U1 snRNP. Gene Ontology annotation, molecular function: mRNA binding. The record is from RefSeq and is a predicted model, not a curated record. The coding region runs from base 2470 to 3558 and encodes 362 amino acids.
CUAAACCAACAGCCCGAGAACAAUCUUUUUGUCGUCAUGAUGCCGUUUCUGUUUACUAGUAGUAGUUUUAGCAGUUCUACGUUCGACCCGGCAAACAAUAAUCGGAUUAAGAGGUAUCCCAAGCUACAGAAAAAAACUUAUAGACAAUUAAUAAUCUAUCAGCCUUUCACCAGGAGUGACCCAGUUUCAUCUUUCGCGGUCGCAGCAACACCGUCUACUUAAUCACGUAGAGUUGAGCAAUAACAUUAGUUUAAUUGUAAUCAAAAAACAUUAUAAUCAAUAGUAACUACGUUUCAUAUGCUAACGUAACCAAUUUGAAUGAAAUUGAUCGUAUUUGUGACAAUAGUGCAUACCCAGACGACACGCCAUGAAGCAUCAACGAAUUCCAACGUCGCAGCUGCUAUAGGUGCCCGGACGUAAUUCUGACAUCAGCUACAAACUAAAUCGCAGGUAUCGUGCGUUUUUAUCAUCCCACUUAUUUUAGUUUAAGAUUAUGAAAAACAAACAGAAAACCACAAGUGAAUAACAUUUUAGGAUUGUGUAUGGAAAUGUGAGGCUCUAUUGGUAUCCAAUAAGCACAAUACUUCUAUAUGUAAAAAAAAAAACAAAUGCAAUCGUAGUUUAAUGUUAAGAUCACCCUCUCUAUCUUCAUUGCAACUAAGCUGAAACAGCCCAACCUUACCCGGUAUUCUAUAUAUAUUUUCAUCAGCUUAUAUGUGUAAAUCUUUUUCCUAUUGAGGCGAUACGCCCCUCGUCAACCGUUAUGUUUUUAGUAUUCGAUUCUCCUACAAUAAGUUACAUAUACGUUGUAGCGACGCAAACCUACUUAUUUUUAGGUCUCAUGAUGUGUGAUCCAAUAUCAAUCAUUGACAAAAAAAUAUAGAAAAAUAGUGACGGGGUAAGAGACUGUAGCAACAAAAAUUGCAAAUGCAACGAAAGCAAACAUUCUUACGAGUUCAGAAUUCACUAAAAAUGCAAGUCUACAGACACACUAUCACUCUUAACAGUUUAUCGAACACCACUACACUGCAUGAGCUGUGUAUACUUCUAGCGCUGCUACUCGAAUAUGUUGCGCAGUGCGUAUGGGCUUAAGGUUUUGUGUUUCAAUAAAGUACAAUUCACUAUUGGAAUUAAAAAUAAGAUGUUCCCCUUUUUCGUAGUAGAGAAAUAUCCUUGCAUGUAUGGCAAAUGAAAACCCCCUGAAGGCUCUGAAUUUGAUAAACGGACUUAGGUGAUCGAAAGAUGGAAGCAGCAUUUCGACGAGCACCUGAAGUUGUGCUGCUGGAGGAGAAAAUGGCAUAGAUAGUUUACCCAGUCAACCAGUGAUCGUAUAAGAUGUUGAAGUGGAAGCGAUAUGCGUACAUUUUACAUGCGCCUAAAUGAAGGCAUGCACGCAUAUGGCCUCCACUUUAUCAUCUUAUACGAUCACUAAUUAACAGACAAUUGUCUGUUGUACCUCAUUGGUAGUGAGGCGAUAAGUUGCAGUGUGGAAAUUUCCGAACUAGCUACCUAAGUAACCACAAGCGUUAUAUCAUUGCACGAAUUAAACUGAGUAUCAACCUUUGCAAUGCGAAAUGCAGUAAUUCCACACUUGUCAUGCAAUAAUUAUUUAUCUUUUACCAAUGUAUUGAUGCAUUACAUUUUUCUUUACAUUACGGUGCAUUAAAAGGUGAUAUACGAACGAUAGUUCAAUUACUCAACACUGCAAAAACUGUAUAAACGCAAUGUACGAACUAGCAACGGUUGCUCUAACAAUACAAUUGUAAAGGUUGACUCUAAUAUGGUAAACAAAUGAAAUCAAGAAGAGUGAAUAACUUUACGGUCAACUCUAGCGGUCUUCUACACUUCUGAUUUGACUCCCGACCAACUUCAUCCUCGCUUGAACAACCGAUCGGCGACUUUCUUCAGCAAAACCUUUUUAGAGAUGACCUUUUCUCUUUUCUGUUGACUGCUAUCACAUUCCAAUACUUAAUUAUGGAAACCACAAUUAGCAUAUUAGCAGUGUGCGAAGGGUGUUUUAAUUUUCUUAUGUUGAUGAAAUAUCUUCUGCAUCACACCAAUGCAUCAUGAAUUCAUCAUCAGUGAUUUAUCAGAAUGUGAUUACAAUGAUUCUAUUCUAUAUGACAUCCCGAAUAAACCGAUAUGAUACAUCAAUUGAACAGUGUAUCAUUUUCUGAUCAUAUGUGUUAUCGUAUGCCGGAUGAUAAAUCGAUGACAAGACAAAUCAUAUUGAUGAUAGCAGUUAUCAUUUUUGGUGUUAGAUUAAUAGAUUGUAACGAGCACUCAGCUGAGAUAGCAAGGGAAAUCCAUGAAGGUAACUCCUCUCAGGAACAUGAGAUACGGGAGACGGGGCACAGACGGAGUUUAGAUAAGAACGGCAGUAUAAAAUUGAAUGUACGCUUGAAAUGUAUUAAUUCUUCAAUUGUGAAAUAAAAAUCAAAUAGAAAAACUUUCCCGAUUUCAAACAAAAUGUAUGCAUCACAACGUAUGCGUUACAACGUGGGGGCUCAACCGGGAUUUUUCCCAAGCCAUGAAUUUCGAUGUGCACCGAUGAGAUAUCGAACAAACAACUACAGUGCGUGCGGCUUCCAACGGUAUCCAACGAAUAAUUACAGAUCGAACAACAAUCGACGAUGGCAUAACAAUUAUCAUAAACCUUACAUGCCUGUUAUUCGCGCCCCGAGAUUUGAUGGUACUAUUAUUGGUUAUCCCGCACCACAGUUCCUGAAAGAUUUUGAAACAUAUAUAAGCAGCCUCAGACGUAGCUAUUUUGUGCCAAGGUCGUCGUUAAUUGAUAUAUUCCGAUCAUGUUUGGAGAAAGACGGUGCCAUAUGGAUGUCUACGUUUGGCGGCAAAUACCGGAGCUUCGAAGAAUUGACCAACGCUUUUCUGCGACGAUUUUGGAGUACGACUGUCCAGCGGCAUAUCCAAGACCAAUUCCAAUAUGGGACAUAUAAACAACGGGCACAAAGAUCGAAAAUGUCAAAUUACUUCUUAGCCAUUCUACGACGAAUGAUCCACGUUACACAUCCACCAACAGAUUCACAUUUCAUAGAAACGAUUGGCUAUCAUUUCCCUUUCCAUAUCCAGCAGAAGAUCAAUAAAAUGCGCUCCACUGAAGAAGUAUAUUUGUACCUGCUAGAAGAGGAUCGUAUGCGGAAUUAUUGUAUGCAGCUUUAUCUGCAGCGAUGUGAACGUUUGGCAGAGAAUUCAGAGUAUCGGGCAAAUGAAGAUAAUCAAGAAGAGAGCAGUACGAACAACAGUGAGUCUUCGGUAGAACCCACCGCUGGCGAGAACAUCACCGAUCAGAACAGCGUUGAUAGCAGUGGAAUGAGUACAACCAUAGAUGGUACAACUGCCAAAAGAGUAUAUCUUCGCAGUUGUAGCGGGGGGAGAUGUAACGAGCACUCAGCUGAGAUAGCAAGGGAAAUCCAUGAAGGUAACUCCUCUCAGGAACAUGAGAUACGGGAGACGGGGCACAGACGGAGUUUAGAUAAGAACGGCAGUAUAAAAUUGAAUGUACGCUUGAAAUGUAUUAAUUCUUCAAUUGUGAAAUAAAAAUCAAAUAGAAAAACUUUCCCGAUUUCAAACAAAAUGUAUGCAUCACAACGUAUGCGUUACA